GUCCUCUUUCCUUGCGUGUGAAAUUUCAUGCAUAUUGGCAUCCAGUAUAAGGCCACUUCAGCGGUUGGGCGAAAUCGCUUGCUCUUAAGGGAUGUCCACGUUUUCGCAGCGGUUCGCGGGACUCAAAGAGAAGCUAGCAGACAAGUUUGCGGAGUUCAAAGCAGAACUUGCAGCCCCUCAGGACCCGCUGGAAAAGGAGGUCUACGAGCUGGUAGACAAAGCUACCAGCGAUGGCCUUAUCGCUUCUGAAUGGACUCUCAACUUUGCUGUUGUGGACUUUAUCAACAGCGAUGUGCGCCUUAACAGCGGACGGGCGCUCAGGGCCCUGAAACGGAGCUUGUCAAGGCCAAAUACCAAAGUCCAGUUGCUUUCACUAACGCUCCUGGAAACAUGCGUCAAGAACUGUGCAGAGGAGUUCCACAUCCACUUGGCUGCAAGCGAGCUCUGGGCCGACAUCGUCAGGCUCGUUAGUGACACAAGCAUCACGAGGGCUGACGCCGAAGUUCGCGAUAGGAUGCUUGCGUUGGUGGAGGACUUUGCGCGCUCGCUAAAGCCCAGCCAGUUCCAGGCGGCAUACGAGAGCCUCCUGGACCGCGGAACCGACUUCCCAGUGCGUGGCACCGAGGACGCAGUGCCCGUCCUCGGGCCCCCGCCCUUGAGCUCCCACACCCCUGCGGGCGGUGCAGCCUCCACCGCGGCCCCAGCAGCGUCCGCGCAUGGCCCGGCCGGCGACAGCCGCGCCGCCGCCUCUGGUGGUGGCGCCGCGAGCGGCGGUGGCGGUGGCGGCAACAACGACCCUUUUGCUGGCGUGGACGAGCAGGACCGAGCUGCCAUUCAAGCAGCUCUUGAAGAGUUGGAGGCGGUGGCUGAGGUGGAGGCGGCGCAGGCGGCGGAACGAGCCGCUGCGGCCGCCGCUGCUUCCGAGGCGGAGGCGGCUGCAGCUGCGGCGCAGCAACAGCACCUACAGCGGCAGCAGCAGGAGCAGGAGCGCGAGAGGGCUGAGGCAGAGGCGGCCAUACGCAUGGUAGCUGCGGCAGAGGCAGCGGAAGCCGCCGCGGCCGCUGCUGCUGCUGCUGCGGGGCCGGGACCUAGCAGCGGUGCGGUUCCGGUUCCGGUUCUGGCUGAGCCCCUGGGCACUGACGCGGAACCGCCGCUUCAGCAGCAGCAGCAGCUGCUGCCGGGGGGCUUGCAGCAGGGUGGGGAGGAGCAGCAGCAGGCUGCUGGCAGGAGCGGUGAGGCGCAGCGGCAAGAGCAGCAGCAGCAGCCGGCAGCGGAGCGGGCGCAGGAGGGGGCGGGUGAGGUGGGGGCGGUGGAGGACCGCACGUUGCAGCUGCUGGAGACCGCCAGCAACAGCGCGCUGCUGCUGAGUGAGAUGCUGGCAUCCAUCCCCGACUCGGAGCCGCUCGCCGUGCGAGAGCCGUACGUGACGGAUCUGGCAGACAGCUGCAUCCGGCUGCGCAGCCGCCUGGAGCGGGCGCUGGGCUCGCUGGCGGACGAGGCCCUCCUGUCCUCCGCACUCGCCCAACACGAGGAGCUCACCCGCGUGCUGGCGCGCUACGAGGAGCUGCUGGCGGCGGCGGAGUCGCUGCAGCCCUCCGCGCCACGCAGGCAGCAGCACAGGCACCCGCAGCAGCAGCAGCGACAUGCAGGAGCGGCUGGACCCAUGGGUCAGCAGGGCAUGGGUGCGGGUUUCGAGCAGCAGACGCAGAGGCAGCAGCAGCAGGUGCCGUUCUUUCAGCAGUUGCCUGGUUCGACGAGUGCUGGGGGAGCGGAGGCUGCGGCCGGGGGGCCUCAGAGCAGCGUGACGCAGACGGCAGCGGCGGUGGCCGCAGCGCUCAAGGAGCGGGUGGCGGGCGCCUUCGACAAGCUCAUGGCGGCCGCAGCGGCGGCUCGUGCGCCGGGGGGCAGUGGUCCGGGCGGCAACGCCGCGACGGUUGGUCUUCUAGCGGGCGCCUCAGGCUCCGGAACCGGCAGCCCUACGGCGGCGGGGGCAGCUGCUGCGGCGGGGGGCCUGACGGGCAGCGCAGGUGGGGCCGGUGGCGGGACGUUCACGCUUCUGGACGAGGAGGAUGAGGACGAGGAUGCGCACGAGGGCAGCGCACUGAUGACGAAGCGCGCGGUGGCGGCGGCGAACGAUCGGCGGCCGCAGCCGCUGUCCGCCCACGGUGUGUACCAGCCGCCCUCGUUCCAGCCGCAGGAGUACUUCCAGCCUGCGCCCCCGCCUGCGUACCAGCAGGCACCGCAGUAUCAGUCGUACGAACCGCAGUACGGCUUCCAGCAGUACGAGCUGCCGUACCAGCAGCUCCAGCAGCAGGGCUACCAGCCAUCUGCGGAGCCGCUGCAGCCCCAGCAGCAGGCAGCUACGGCGGCCUCAGCAGCAGGUCCGGACCUCAUUAACUUUGAGGAGGAGGUCACGGAGCAGCAGGCGCCACCGCCGCCACUGCCCCUCGGCCCGCAGGAGCAGCCGCAGCCGGGGCUGCUGCCCCACACGGUGUCGUCAGGCGGCCUGCGGGCGGAGGGGAGCUCCUCGGGGUUCGUGGCGCAGUUCGCACCUCAAGUGACCGAAGCGGCUGGGCCAGGUAUCGCCACUGCCGCAACGGGCCAGCCAACCGCCGCCGCCGGCGCGCCGGAAGACCUCCUUUCCGGCCUAAACUUCUCCUCCGCAGGUGCCGCCUCUCCCGCCACCACCGUCCCCGCCACCACCGCCGCCGCUCCUUCGCAGCAACCGGACCAUGUUCCCACACCUCCCGUGUCGCAGUCCCUUAUGGGCGAUCCGCACUCCUCAUUCGAGCUGCCGAUGCCGCCGGUGCCGCCUUCGCAGGCGCCAGUGAUGACCCAUGGGUCAUCGCCCGCGCCCCAUGCGGGCGAGCCGGUUUUGCCCAGCAGCACCUCCAAUGGCGACCAGCUGGUGGCUGCGCUGGACUUGCUGGUGGAGCAGGAUGGGAAGGCAUCGGAGGAGGCAGCCGGGCAGUAACGCACGGAAGCAGCCAUGAGUUAGCAGCAGCAGGGAUGGCGGCGGCGAGAGUGACAGCAUACAUAACGUGAAGCAGCCAGUUUGUUGUUGUGCAGCGAGAGGCAGGCAGCAGCAGCAGCGUUGCCACAUGAAGAAAAGCAUUGGUGGAACCUGCAGCAGUUGUUACAUAGCAAAUAAUAUUCGAAACAAAGCAGAGGGCAGCAUGAAACGGUUAGGACCGUUGGUGCAAGCAAGAGCGGUGGUGGCAGCCGGCUGUUUCCACGGCAGCAGGAUGUGGAGAGAGUAUACGGGACACUUGCUGCUGCCCUUCUUGUCAAGAAGAGUUUUUUCCACGUUCGUAGAAGCAGGGGUGGUUGCGGCUCAGAGCGCAAGGGCGGGGGGGAUUUGGUACCAUAACGUGUGGAUGCAUGGCUUGGUUGGGGCUUGUUGAUUUGGCGAGUCUGUCCGUCUGUGUUUUUGCUAUGGGGUUGUAAAGGAUGGAAUAGGUAAUGCGGGCCCCUACACUACAAUACGCCGCUAGCUUCAUUGCGCAACCCCUGUGUUGACUGUAGGCCGUUGUGUCACUGGGUUGCCUUAGGGGGCGCGCUGGGCGGCCCCCGUCAUUCCUGAAAAAGUUAAGAUCCUUCUGUUGCAAUAUACAGCAGCCGUUAUGUACAAGACCUAACCGGGAUACCCCCCACACAAAAUACCUAUGCAUUAAACACAGGUUCUUAGGCCAAUAGUUCACACAAAUUCAAGCUAAUUAUGGCCACAUACCCUCGAAUUACUUUGAAAAGUUCACACAAAACUCCUGUACACCUCUCAAUC
Astrephomene gubernaculifera is the source of this 3781-nucleotide messenger RNA. NCBI's taxonomy places the organism in Eukaryota, Viridiplantae, Chlorophyta, Chlorophyceae, Chlamydomonadales, Astrephomenaceae. The record is from the annotation of a GenBank genome assembly.